Molecule: messenger RNA, 5200 nt
Organism: Drosophila nasuta
Lineage: Eukaryota; Metazoa; Arthropoda; Insecta; Diptera; Drosophilidae
Gene: Afti
Product: aftiphilin
Exons: 5
Coding region: 535-4158 (1207 amino acids)
Biological process (GO): intracellular transport
Cellular component (GO): AP-1 adaptor complex; trans-Golgi network membrane
Molecular function (GO): clathrin binding
Source: RefSeq, a predicted model, not a curated record
GGUUUUCAUUAUUUUAAUUAAAAUUUUCAAUCGUUUCCUUAUAGCCAAAUUUAAUAUCAAGUUUGCUGGCGCAAUUGCUUUGCUUAUUAGUGGUGCAGCACAACUUUGACUCGUUACUUCUGUGUAAAUACUUGUGACAUGUCACACAUCUCUAAGUGUGAAUGUCAGAACUAAACCUGGAAAAAAAUUUGUUUUGUUAAAAGAAAUGGCUAUUUUUGCAUAUAAAAGCAAUUGAUUUCGAUAGUGUAGCCAUAUAAUAUUUGGAAAGUGACAUUUGUGUGGACAAAGUGCUGACGGUCAAGUGUAUGCGUUUGUAUAAAUUCCAAAACCAGUAAGAAAAUUCCAACACAGACCUUGAGUGGGCUCACACAUACACACACACAGAGAAUAACUAAUACACAGACGCUGAUAAACGGGUUGAAACGUCACUUAGCGAGAGUUCCUGAAGUGUUUCGCAGCUGCUGUUAGCCAAAUUAGCACAACAACAACAAGAAAAAGAACAGGAAAUUAGAACAAAGGACUCACGACGUCGAAAUGGUGAAUGUGCCGCCGCCGCUAUUAUGCAGCACGCCACCCCCGAUUGAUUUUGGCGAGGAUGACGACGAUUCGGGGCUGCCAUCGACGCUACACUUAGAAGACGCUGACGGCGACGCUGACGAAUACUCUGAGUAUGGCUUAGUCACCGAAGCCACGCUCCAUGCAAAAGUGCCCUCGUUGCCAGAGCUGUCCAUAUCAAUAGAAGCAGCGAAAGAUUUAAGCAAUGGUCAUGCAACGGCAACUGCCAAACCAACAGUGGAGGCUUUCAAUUAUCAGGUGAAGGCGCCCGAGUUGGAAGCAACAACAAUUGAAGCAGAUAUGCCGCCACCUUUGGAAACCCUUGAAGUGGUAGCUGAAGAAGAGCAGGCAGAGGAUCAAGAAGAUCCGGAAGACGAAGAGGCAGACGAGGAAGAAGCCAAUACCAAUGAUAACAUACCCUCACUCAAACUUGACAGCUUAAGUCUGUAUUCCAGCGAAAGUGGCACCUUAUCACCUGUAGCCGAUGACCAACAAGAGCAGUCGGAACAACAGCAGGAAACAACCAAAGCACCUGUAUUGUGCCACCAGGUGACGCUGGAGGAUGUCACAGAUGACAGUGACGAGGAGUGUUCGCCAAAGAAACCCAAAGAACUAUUCAUACCUGAGGGUGCUGAUAACUUUUUUGCCAUAGAGAUUGUAGCCACACCCACUGUAAAAGACCCGCCUUCAUUGAGCAGUCAUCUGCCCCAUGUUGAGCACCACAACUUUGCUGCAUUCCAAGAGACGCCGCCCGAAGAUCUACCUCAAAUGGAGAUGAAAGUAAAUGGCAUAGUUGAAGAUGAAGAUGAUGAUGACGACUUUGGUGAUUUUGCGGACUUUGCAGCAGCUCCAGCGCCAGUUGUGGAAGCGACAGCUAUAGUGUCAGCUACAACAGCGCCACUAGCAGCUGUUGCAGCUCCAGUUACAGUUGUUCCAGUUGAAACAGAACCUGAUGAUGAUGAUGAUGGCUUUGAUGAUUUCCAAGAUUUUGCAACACCUCCCGUGGAAGCAGCCAUUGUGGCGGAUGAUGGUGACGAUGAUGAUGACUUUGGCGAUUUCUCAGAACCCUCAUUUGUAUCAGCUGAACCUGCAGUUGUCCCACAAAUUGUGUUGCCCCAGCCACCGCCGCCAGCUGCUGCUCUGCUCAGUAUCACAGAGCGUGUGAAGCCAGUGCUGGAUGUUAUGUUCCCCAACGUGGAAGCGAGCAGCGGCGAAAAGCAGGCAGCAGUAAAACAGACGCCGCUGGCGGAUGUGCAGAGCUUGCAAUUUGGAGCCAUUGAGCAGGCACAUGCUCUGGACUAUCAGUGGGUGAAUUCUGAGAUGCGACACUCCCUGGUGCGUUCCUUGGGCAUUGACUCGCGUAAUAUUUUGUUUGGCGACAAGUGGAACUCAUCGAUGCCACGUUUUGCCGCCAAUCUGAGCUACAAUCCACUGAAGCCACUCAAACCAACGCCAGCAACUGUGUUGGAGCCUCAACUCAUUUCCAGCUGGCAGCCCGCCAACAAUAACAACAGCGUCUCCAGCCAGCUGCCUUUAGAGGAAUCACAUGUACAGACAUUACAAUUGGAACAACAACAAGUACAACAAGAACAAGAACCACAACAACAACUAGACCAAGUAACGAUGGUGGCUAAUGCUGAUAAAAUAAAUCUUGUUACCUCUAACUACUCCCACUACUCCAAUAUCAAUAACAAUCACGAUGCCUGGGAUGCGAUGGAACUUGAACUCCUCUCCGAUAAUCUAAAUGACAAUAUGACAAUCAACAAUAACAACAACUUUAAUAACAACAACGACAUCCACAACAACAAUGCCAAUGAAAUGCACAAUUUUGUCACACAUUUUGCCACCAUCUGCAAUAACAACAAUCAUGCAAUAACAAAAACAACAACUACAACUAAUACAACAACAACAACAAUAAACAACACAAAUAUCACUGCUCACGUCGCCUUGCUGGAUCUUAGACUGGAAGCAGCAACAACAACUUCAGCCACAGCAGCAGCAGCAACACCACAAACGAGCCAAGUUAAAGCGCAGCCUGGCAUUGCUAAUGGGCAAGGGAAGAGCGAAGCAAUCGACAACAACAGCAGCAGCAGCAAGAACAGCAUCGAUGAAGCAAUCACAAGUGGCAACGAUGCCGCCCAUUUCGAUGACACCGCAGCAACAGCAUCAGUAUUUGCUGUUGCAGCAGCAACAGCGACGCUAUCGCCUGCUCUAUCAGCAGACGGCAAUGGCCACCACUUCGACGACAGUGAGCAGCUCGCUCAGCCGCAGCAGCAGCUUGAUCUGAGAAGCUCCCCAACGCCAUCGCCGCCACCAACAACAACCACCACAGUCAAUAGCAACCAGCAGCAAUUGCAUGAAGUCAGCAGCAGCAAUACUUAUGCGCUGCCCCUCAAGGAGACGCAUAUUUACACGCCCUCAAAGUCAGACACGGCGGUGGCCAAGACAACAACGCUGGCGCCCAUCGAUUUUGACUACGAGAUCGCUUCGGCUGGCAUUAUCAUAGACGAAACAGUCGUCAAGAAGGAGUAUCGCGAUGUGGAAUACAAACCGCCGCCAUUUGGCCUAGAUUCGCCCAGCAAAUUGGGCAGCAAACCAGCUGCCGAGGACGAUGACUUCAGUGAUUUCCAGUCGGUGACAGCGACUGUUUCGGCCAUUAAGAGUACGACUGCACAACAGCUGCAGCCACCAAGAAAUGGCACGCCUACUUUUGGGGAGCAGAUGAUACUUAGUCCGGCCAUUCUGUUGCCGCAAACAAUUCCAUUGGCCAAGCCGAGCAUUGAGUGGGGCGACAAUGCGUUGGCCAGCAUUAAUGCCGAGGAAUUGGCGCGCAUCGAGGAGCUAUUCUCGCAUCAGUCCAAGCCGCCCACGAUAAGUGCAACGGUGGCGCAGCAGUCGCCAAAGCAACAGGCGCCGCCGCCACAACAGCAACAGCAGCAGGAGGAUGAUGAGUGGUCGGACUUUGUGUCUGUGCCUGUGCAGCAACAACAACAACAGCAACAGCAGCAGCUACAAAACAACCACAACAACAAUGUUGUCAAGAUGCAGAAGCAACAACAAUCAGUUGCAGCCAAAGAGGACGACUGGUCGGACUUUGUGAGCAGCACACCGUUGGCCAACAACACGCUCAAUUCACGUGCUGCGCCCCAAUUCAAUUCGGGCGCCUGGCAGAGUGCCAACUUUUACAAUAAUCCCAUGAGCCUCUAUCAGCAACAGCAGGGCGGACACAGCAAUCUGGUUCCGAAAUAUCAAAGCAGCAACAACGGCAGCAGCAACAAUAACAACAACAACAACAAUGUGCCAGCCAUACCACAGCAGAUUCAUAUGAUGCAUGACUUUUCCACGGCGCCAACAGCGACACCAUUAACAGCGCAAACUGCAACUUAUCAGCAGCAGCAUCAUCAACACCAUCAGCAGCAAUUGCAACAGCAGCAGCAACAACAACAGCAGCAGCAACGUCAGCAGUUUCAUCUGGGCAAUGCCAAGGUGGCGCCACGCAUCUCUCUGAUACCCGAUCUGAGUUUUGUGGCACCGGCUUUGCCCACGAAUGCUGGAGCAUUCAUGAGUUCGCUGCCAAAGCCCAGUUUUAGUGCCAAGAAAUGACAAAAGCUGCGGAGGCCACAGCAGAAAAAGUCGUCAACGUUGUUAGUGGUGGCGCCACAGCCACGCCCCCUAACAGCCGAGGCAAGCAUCUUGACAUAGGCAAGGCAUAGAAAAAGAAUUAACGCGUCCUCCAGUCAGUAUUAUGAAUCCGUCUUGAUAUUUAAUUCAUUUGCUAAAUAAGUUUUGAGAGAAGCUGCACAUAAUGUUGCUCCUUGUUAUUGUUGAACUGUGUGUAUAGUAUGUGUGAGAGAGAAUGUGUGUGAGUGUGCGUAGUUUGUAAUUGUUGCUAUAGCUUAUUGCUGUUGCUGUUGUUGUUGUCGUCAUCGUUGUUGCCGUUGCAGUUGUCGUUGUUGUUUAACUCUUAGGCCGUAGUUAUAGUCAAAACAAAAAAAUAGUAAAGCAAUGAAUGAGAAUUCGAUGUCGGAAAAUUAAUUUCCUUAGUGCAAUAUUUUGUGAGAAACUUUUGAAAUUAGCAGGCCCCGAAUACUUAACUUACUCAGCAACCUAGUACUAAUAGUAAUAAUAGUUCUUUAAGAGCUGCUAUUGUAAUACUUUUAGUGUGUAGAAGUAUGAUUAUACCUCUUGAAUUUUGCAAAUUUUCAAUUCUUUUCGCUGUUUCAAAACCUUUAGGAUAUUAACAUUGUAUCGUCCCCAGUUUAUGCCGAAGUCAAGUCAAUUUUAUUGGUUUCGUUUCCAUUUUAAAUUAAGCAACAAAAAGAGUCCCAGCCAUUCCAUAAGUGAGAUACUCCAGAUGAAGCUCGCCGCCUAAGCGACAUUUUUUUCUAAAGGAAUAUAAAUAUUUAAAUAUAUUUCGAUAUAAAUAUAUUUAUGUUUGUGAAUGUCUUGUAUGCCUGUCUGUGUAAGUUGAAUAGAAUUUGUUACGAUAUUAGAAUUGUACUAUAUAGCGCCGUGCAUUCCAAGAGAGUAGUCAUAUAUAGUCUGCCAUGAUCUCCGAAGUGAAACAAAGAACAAUCGUCGGCUUCGCACUUUUUGUGUUAAAUGUUUCAUUUAUUUAUUUUGCGUAAUGUUUUUGUUUUCUUUG